AUGGCCCAAGGAAUCUAUGCGCUGUGGCUGGCUCGUAAUAAUGCCAGGGACGGGCAUAAGAUAGAAGAUGCUGAUGGCAUUGCGAGAAGGGUUCUAGCAGUUAUGGGGGAGUGGCAAGCUAUCCAUGGAAAGAAGAGCAAGCUCGUUAACCCAGCCCCGAAGGAGGAGUGGUGCCCGCCGGAGGACGAGUGGGUGAAAGCAAACGUGGACGGGGCGAUGUCCAAGGUUGGCGACAGGGGUGGAGCAGCAGUAGUGCUCAGAAACCAGGAAGGGGCGUUCUUGGGUGGAGCUUGUCAGGCAAUCAGAGCGAAGAAGAUAUUUGGUUUCUCCGUAUCUCUCAUCCUCAUCAAUCUGGCUUCUAUUAUGGAGCGUGCAGAUGAGAAUCUUCUCCCAGCAGUUUACAAGGAAGUCAGUGUAGCCUUCAACGUUGGUCCCACCGAUCUGGGAUACCUUAAUUUUCUAAUGAACUUUCUUAAGUCGAUAGCAUCCCCCUUGGCAGGCAUCCUUGCUCUUCACUAUGAUCGGCCAGCAGUGCUUGCGAUAGGAACUGUCUUCUGGGCCUUAUCAACAGGGGCUGUUGGUGUCAGCCAGCAUUUUCGGCAGCUUGCAUUCUGGAGAGCUGUGAACGGCCUUGGGCUUGCCAUUGUAAUACCGGCACUUCAGUCCUUCAUAGCAGAUAGCUACAAAGACGGUACGCGUGGCGCUGGGUUUGGUCUGUUAAGCCUCAUCGGUGCGGUGGGGGGCAUAGGUGGUAGUGUUGUGGCCACACUCAUGGCUGGGAAGGACUACUGGGGAUUGCCUGGGUGGCGUCUUGCGUUUAUUAUGGUUGCACUUCUUAGCUUGAUAAUUGGCAUUCUUGUGUACCUGUAUUCCACUGAUCCGAGAAGAAUCCCUGGCAAUCAUCUUCUAGAUGAUGACGACUACGAGAGGCUACAUCUGUCCAGCAAAGACGUUCUUCCUCCGCCCUCAAUCUGGAUGGAUUCUUGGGUGGCAACGAGAAGUGUCAUGAAAGUGAAGACAUUUCAGAUCAUUGUGCUGCAAGGGAUAAUCGGCUCAUUGCCAUGGACGGCCAUAGUUUUCUUCACCAUGUGGUUCGAACUCAUAGGUUUUGACAACAGGAGCUCCGCAGCAUUGAACAGCCUAUUCGCCAUCGGGUGCGCCAGUGGAGCUUUCCUCGGCGGUGUGCUAGCGGAUCGGCUGUCGCGGCGCUACCCCGAUUCCGCGCGCAUCAUGUGCGCUCAGUUCAGCGCCUUCAUGGGCAUCCCGUUCUCGUGGAUCCUCCUCACGGUCAUUCCUCAGUCCACUGACUACUGGUUCGCCUACGCCGUCACGCUCUUCUUCAUGGGCAUCACCAUCAGCUGGUGCGCCACCUCGGCGAACAACCCCAUGUUCGCCGAGGUGGUCCCUCCCAAGCACCGCACCAUGAUCUACGCCUUCGACCGCGCAUUCGAGGGCUCGUUCGCUUCGCUGGCCGCUCCUGCUGUUGGCUUGGUCACCGAGAGGAUAUACGGCUACGACGCCAAGACUGUGAACAUCGCCAACGGAUCGGCGGAAGGAGCGUAUGCGCUGUCGAGGGGACUGCUCACCAUGAUGAUCGUUCCUUUUGGUGUCUGUGUCCUCUUCUACAGCCCUUUGUACCUUGUGUUCAAGCGCGACAGAGACAAUGCCAAGGUAGCCAGCUUCAAGAACCAGGAGCUAACCUGAAGAGUUUUCCCGACUGCCGGAGAAUCUCGUGUUCAGGCUUCUUUAGGCUGACAGACCAGAAAG
Triticum dicoccoides is the source of this 1767-nucleotide messenger RNA. RefSeq lists its product as uncharacterized. Gene Ontology annotation, cellular component: membrane. Gene Ontology annotation, molecular function: transmembrane transporter activity. The transcript has 4 exons. Bases 1 to 1704 code for a protein of 567 amino acids. Gene Ontology annotation, biological process: transmembrane transport. The record is from RefSeq and is a predicted model, not a curated record. Lineage: Eukaryota; Viridiplantae; Streptophyta; Magnoliopsida; Poales; Poaceae.